ACGUACGUCACGUUGUCAGACGUCGGAGUUGAAAGUUCCGAGUUGGCAUGACAUUUUUAUCUUAAAAUUUACCGUUUUAUACAAAUAAAAAUUGGAGUUCAUUAUUACCUAGUUUAUAAUAUGAAAAAAUUGAAAAACUUUCAUAAAAAUGACCCCUAAAAUAUCUAAACAUUCACCUCCAAACUCUAGCUAUAAACUAUGGUGGAUAACAUUUGGGAUUAUAUGUGGAACAACAUUUGUUACCAGAUUUUAUAAAGUUUUGGAACCUGAUCAUGUCUGCUGGGAUGAGACACAUUUUGGUAAAAUGGCAAGUUGGUACAUCAACAGGACAUUCUUCUUUGAUGUACAUCCACCUCUUGGAAAGAUGCUUAUAGCCCUGUCAGGAAAGUUGAGUGGUUAUGAUGGAACAUUUCCUUUUGAGAAACCAGGGGACAAGUAUGACGGGGCCAGGUAUGAAGGCAUGAGGGUGUUUUGCACAACCCUAGGAGCACUGAUCAUACCCCUAACAUUCUUAACCAUUUGGGAAAUGACCAAAUCUCUGGACUCAACUCUAAUAGGAACAACCCUUUUACUUUGUGAUGUGGGAUUUUUGACCUUGAACAGAUACAUUUUGUUGGAUCCGAUUCUUCUAUUUUUUAUGAGUUGUUCUAUAUAUGGAGCUUUUAAGGUCAGGACGUUGACGGAGCAGGGCCUGCGGCCGUUCAGCCGCCGCAUGCUGAGCUGGCAGCUGCUGCUGGGAGCCUCGCUGGCGUGCACCAUAUCCGUCAAGUUCGUAGGUCUGUUUGUCGUGUCGUUCGUUGGUCUGCGCACGAUCGCCGAUCUGUGGAAUGUGCUUGGCGAUUUGGAAAAGCCCGUGAGUCUGACUGUAAAGCACUUAAUAGGCAGAAGUGUAACACUGAUUCUCUGGCCAGCGAUUCUUUAUGUGUUCUUCUUCUGGAUUCACCUCACAGUGCUGAGUAAAAGUGGUAACGGCGACGGUUUCUAUUCAUCUGGUUUCCAAGCUCGUCUGGAAGGCAACAGUCUCCACAACGCCAGCGCGCCGCGUGUGGUGGCGUACGGAGCCAUCAUCACUCUGAAGAACCACCGCACUGGCGGGGGGUACCUCCACUCCCACCACCACCUGUAUCCGGCGGGCGUGGGAGCGAGACAACAACAGAUAACGACAUACACGCACAAAGACGAGAACAACAGGUUCAUCAUCAAGCCGUACGACAAGGAGGCGACAGAAGCGACCGUCAUCGUCCGCAGCGGCGAACUGGUGAGACUGACGCACGCGGCCACCGGCCGCAACUUGCAUUCCCACCGCGAGAGGGCGCCCGUCACCACCAAAUACCUGCAAGUCACGGGAUAUGGCGAGGAUGGUAUUGGAGAUGCUAACGAUGUGUGGAAGAUCGUUGUGUCAAGUGGGAAAGACGGAGAAGAAAUACAGACAGUUAAAAGCAAACUUAUGUUUGUACACUACUUACAGGCUUGCGUAUUGACAACCACGGGCAAGCAGCUGCCGAAGUGGGGGUACGAACAGCAAGAGGUGGCCUGCAAUCCCAACUUGAGGGACAAGAACGCCCUCUGGAACGUUGAAGACAAUGUGUUUGAUGACCUACCCAAAAUGAGUUUCGAAGCGUACGCGAUGGGGUUCGUGGAGCGGCUCGUGGAGUCCCACGCGGUGAUGUUCCAGGGCAACGCGGGGCUCAAGCCCAAGGAGGGCGAGCUCACCUCCCAGCCCUGGCAGUGGCCCAUCAAUUACAGGGGUCAAUUCUUCUCCGGCAGUGGCCACAGAAUCUACUUGUUGGGGAACCCGAUAGUGUGGUGGACGAAUCUGGUCUUCCUGCUCAUAUUCUUCAUGAUCUACGUGUACAAUUCUAUAAGGGAGAAGAGGGCUGAAGCGCGAGGAACCACAUUACCAAACGGCCAAGAGCGAGUGUUGCUAAAUGCUGCUGGUUGGAGCUUCAUUGGCUGGGCGCUGCACUACGUGCCGUUCUGGACGAUGGGCCGCGUGCUGUACUUCCACCACUACUUCCCGGCGCUCGUCUGCAGCUCCAUGCUUACUGGUAUCCUGACAGAAUAUCUCCUGGUCAGCAUCAAGAGCUACCUGUCCCCGGAACUAGGUCGCACGUUCUACCACUGCACCAUGGGGGUCAUAAUAUCGACCACAAUUUACAGUUUCUAUCUAUUCUCGCCGUUGGCGUACGGCAUGAGUGGACCGCUGGCGCACGAACCUAACUCGACUAUGGCCGGCCUAAAAUGGUUGGAGUCCUGGGAGUUUUGAAUUGAGAACGAAUUGUGACCAUAACCAUAGUAAAAAAUCCAUAAUAAAAAUCAUUAUAGUCUAUGUAAGACUAUGAAACAUUGCAGGUUAGGCCACUUUGACGCUGAUGGUAACUCGACGAUUGUCAUUUGUUCAAUCAUUACAAAAGAACAUUGAAAUACUCAUAAUCCGUCCAAUUUGUAUUUAAAUCUAGAUUAAGAAAUGACUUUUAUACAUAGCUUUUUUAUUUUUAUAAAAAUAUGUAAAAGAGAUUAAGAUUAAAUUAUGAAAUAAAUAUUUUGUAUAUUCUAAA
This is a messenger RNA of Plodia interpunctella (Indianmeal moth), 2558 nucleotides long. RefSeq names its product twisted (gene twisted). Lineage: Eukaryota; Metazoa; Arthropoda; Insecta; Lepidoptera; Pyralidae. Bases 149 to 2266 code for a protein of 705 amino acids. Gene Ontology annotation, molecular function: dolichyl-phosphate-mannose-protein mannosyltransferase activity. The record is from RefSeq and is a predicted model, not a curated record. Gene Ontology annotation, cellular component: endoplasmic reticulum; membrane. The transcript is spliced from 16 exons. Gene Ontology annotation, biological process: protein O-linked glycosylation via mannose.